Molecule: messenger RNA, 2456 nt
Organism: Triplophysa dalaica
Lineage: Eukaryota; Metazoa; Chordata; Actinopteri; Cypriniformes; Nemacheilidae
Gene: barx1
Product: BARX homeobox 1
Exons: 10
Coding region: 1236-2066 (276 amino acids)
Biological process (GO): regulation of transcription by RNA polymerase II
Cellular component (GO): nucleus
Molecular function (GO): RNA polymerase II transcription regulatory region sequence-specific DNA binding; DNA-binding transcription factor activity, RNA polymerase II-specific
Source: RefSeq, a predicted model, not a curated record
UUUAAAACUACAUUCCUGUGUGAAGUUUAUGAGAUUCAAGACCGUAGGAAGACAGGAAAGACUGUUACUAGGAUCUCUCAACACCGAAGAUUCAUUGUUGUGUCAGAGGCCGGUUGUAAAUGUCUCAUCCGUUGUGUUUGGAGAAGCACCACUUGUGGAUUAAGAUCAGAGCAGACAGAAUUCUGGCUCGCGCAGUUCGUCAGUUCGCGAGCUCAUUUAUCCAUCCUAGUGGUGCGAGAUUCCAUCACACCACAGACUCGCUUUUGUUAGAUGGAAUCUUCCUCGGGUUACAGCCUGUGCUGCAACACGUCCCAUCGGAUAGGCCCAACUUGCGGCCAAUUACCAGAGGAAGCCAUGUGUUCUGCCGGGUGAUUUACAUCGUGCGCUGGAAGCAGCAGAAUGCAGACUAUUGCUCUGUUAAAUCAACACUGCAGACAAUUGCGGCCCAGGAGACCAUCAGUGAUGAUGCACCGCCACAUUCCUUCUUAACUGUACUCUGGAAGAGGUGAUGAAAAAGAAGAGUGAAUUAAUAAAUGUAACGUCGUGAAAGCGUAUUUGACGUUAAGCUGUCAUCUUUAACCAUUUCUCAUGCUUCGCCUUGCUAUAUGACAUGCUGGAGUCUUCGUUGCAAUUGUCUGCAAGCUGGGAUGCAUAUCAGGCUUAGUGUGGUCAUGCCGCUGAUUCCUGAUAAACAGUCUCGGGAAAAGCUUACGCAGGAAAAAUCCAUGUUCCUUAAGAGAGGCCACGCCCCCUCACUAAGAACUGAAUUCAUCUGCUACAGACAACGGAUUGGUGAAUGUGAAUCAUUACUGAAGGUUACUGGUCAGGCUUUGGAUUUAAAAGCCCUGAAGGAAGCUCUGUCCAGAGUGCUGAAACAUCACACUUCAGAUUGGCACUUCGGCAGUGAAUGAUAAACAGUUUAUGAAGAGGGUGUACAAGCAUGCUUAAAAGGAGGUGUGGCGUUGUGUUAGACCUCCUUAAACUCAAACGUCUGUGUUCCGGAUACAGAGCUCAGUCAGUGGAGUGAGAACAGAAAUAGGCUGUCCUUACUGGGCGGAACAGACUGCUCGUACCGGCUGCGUGGACCGGACCACACAUUUCGGAACUCCCAAAAAGAAAAGAAAGAUCUGCCGGUCAGACAAAGACUUCUCUGCGUAUUUCAACAGUUCUCGAAGGAUGAUUUUCAUCUCAUUUAAAAGAUUGAAUGGACCUUUAUGCGCCGUUGCUUCAUCUGAAUGUUCAAUGUGACUUUCACGCAUCUCCGAAAAACAGGUUUCAAUAGCAGGGGGUUCGGAGAACAUCUACUACAUUCAACUUUAAUAAUGCAACAUCCUUUGGAGUUUGGGGCGCACUUUUAUCCCCCGGAUGCCCAUCAAGACCAAAGGUCUCACAGGUACCGGAGUUUCAUGAUUGAAGAGAUUCUUACAGACCAUCCGGAUCACAAAGUAUCAAGUCCAGCGGGAGACCUUCUAAAAUUUGGAGUACAUGCCCUUUUGUCGGCCAGACCAUAUCACAACCACUUAGUCCUGAAAGCAGACCAGACCAGCAUCCUUAAGUUUCCAGUCUCUCCUCUCUCCUGCUCACUCGGUGCGCCGCUGGGCUCUGCUCUUUUUUCCGGAGCGGCGGGUCUGCAAGUUGGCUCAUCAUCCCAUCAUCUCCCGCUAGACCUCCACCUUCGUGGUAAACUCGAUCCUGGAGGUGAUGGUGUAAGCAAGAGCAAGAAAGGAAGAAGAAGCAGGACCGUGUUUACCGAACUACAGCUAAUGGGUCUGGAAAAAAGAUUUGAGAAACAGAAGUAUCUCUCAACCCCUGACAGAAUAGACCUUGCAGAGUCUUUAGGCCUUAGUCAACUUCAAGUCAAAACAUGGUAUCAAAACAGAAGAAUGAAAUGGAAAAAAAUCGUCUUGCAAGGAGGAGGUCUAGAAUCUCCAACCAAACCUAAAGGCCGUCCAAAGAAAAACUCCAUACCCACCAGUGAGCAGCUCUCGGAGCAGGAGAGGACACGAGAUGCGGACCGCUUAUCCGACGGUGCUUCUUCACUUUCUGAUGCAAACCAAGAGGAAUAAACGAGACCAUAAAGACCAAAUGUGAAUUUUUACGUCUUCAGGACUCAAACAGACCCUCUGCCUCUUUGGAUCAUUGCUCACCGAUGCCUUUGUUUUGGCACUUACACGUUUAAAAGACCUAACCACUUGGCCAGAUUUUAUCCUACCUAUGUUUUGUUUGUUUUGUUUGAUUACGCCAACUUUUGAGGCCCUCGAAGUCUUUAUGAACUUGUUUUCCAUGGACCAGACUCCGAGAAGUGGUUAGUAAGGAAUGGUCUCUCUCUCUGCAUUGAAGGCUGUGGUAUCAUAGACUCUUUACCAGCAUAAAUUGUGCUUUUUGCUUUAUUUUUAUGUCACCAAUAUUCUUACAAAAAUAAUUAAAUGCCAGUUUGUCAAAGACAAGUUCCUUGC